AUGGUAUAUCCCAGAGAGGAGAAGAUGGACAAGCUCAGCCAAGAGGAGAUCAUCUCCAACACCAAACUAGUGAUGCAGGGGCUGGAAGCCCUGAAGAAUGAACACAACUCGAUCUUGCACAGCCUGCUAGAGACCAUCAAGUGUCUGAAGAAGGACGAGGAAGCCAACCUAGUGCAUGAGAAGGCCAACCUGCUGCGGAAGUCAGUGGAGAUGAUUGAGCUGGGACUUGGGGAGGCUCAGGUAAGGGGCAGCCCAUUGGGGUGUCUUGGAGCGGCAUAUGGGUUCGUCAAAGUAAGUGAAAUACAGUCGUACCUUGGUUUUCGAACAGCUUAGUUCUUGAAUGUUUUGGUUCCUGAAUGCCGCAAAUCUGAAAGUGACUGUUCUGGUUUGGGAACUAUUUUUGGAAGCCGAAGCUUUUGGAAGCUUCCUGCAGCCAAUCAGAAGCUGCACUUUGGUUUCCAAAUGUUUUGGAAGUCGAACAAACUUCCAGAACGGAUUCUGUUCAACUUCCAAGGUACGACUGUAUGGGAAAUCAUUGUUUAAUAAGGUUGUCAAGUACUGUAUAUUGCCUUAGCUGGCUCUGUGAAAUCAUGCUUGCCAAACAUGUUUGGGUGUAGGCAGGACUCUGCCACUCUUAUACAGGAUAAUUGCAGCUUUGGGCAUAGAAUUCAACAUCUAUAAGCUUUUGUAGCAUUUCUUUUUUAAAAAAUGCAAGUUUCUAGCCUUUUGGUUGUCAGGAUAGGCUUGAAACUUUGUGUAAAAUUCUGAUGAAGUUGCUGAAAUCUUGACUUUGCAGGGCAGGUGUGUGUGUUUGGCUGGAUUUCUGUUCCUUGCUCAGGUGCCUUAAAGUCGAUCCUUUCUCCAUCCCAUGAUUUAGCAAAAGUGGUAACUUUUGCAAAAUAAGCCAAGUACACAUUUAUUCAGAUUUUUAUUACUCAUUCAUUAAACAUGUAUGUGCACCAGCAUAUGAAAGUCAAAGGAUCAGCUUCUAUAGAUGCAAAAUCAUAACAGUUUUAGCACAGCCCUUGGAGAUGCAAACCUGGUACUCAACUAAUCUGCGUGAAUGAUGGGGAAUGGAGAUUAGGAAUUUUUGUUCCUCUGUCCUGGGCCCUCUGUCCAGCAGCACUGCCCAUCCCUUCCUCCUUGACAAAUAAGGGACCCGAAGAGGUGGUCAGGCCCUCCACAUUUUGCUGGUCUUCAAGUCUUCCCCUGUCCCACAACCCUUUGUGUUAUCUUGGAAGACUCCAGAAUACAGCUGGGCAAGCAGCUGGUGUGGCCUGCCUGGCGUGGUUGUCUUGAAUAUGGUUCCAACUUUGUGUCUCCCCCACUCCCUUUCCUCUUACUCAUUAACCGCAGCCUUGCUUCUCCUUGGCAGCCCAUAGGUGACUUAUGGAGGCAGCUGUGGGGCCCUUAUGGCACUCCUUAAGGGGCCAUAUUCACGCCCCCCCUCAAGACCACAACUUCAUCAAAUCAUAGAACUAGUCCAAUCCCUGUAUGCAAGAACCUCAAAGCUUCCAUGACAGAUGAUCAUCCCAACUUGUUGAACCCAAGCGUUGCAUAUUUUAGUCUGAGGCAAGGACUUGGGCUAGGUGAUCCUCUGACUUAUACUUCCUGCAGGCCUUGGAAUCUCCUGUAGUAGUUUUUUUCUUUUUACUGAGACGGGGAACCUUAAGUCAGGCCAGCCGGGAGGUUUUUGGAUAGAGCAACAUGGAAACUGCCACCGAAGAGGGACCUCCCAAGGGGGCACUAUUCUUGCAAUAGGCCAGGGGUGUGGAGACUCAGGCCUGUGCCUGAGACAUGCGCCCCCUCAGGCCUCUUUAGCUGGUCCUCUGAACUGUUCAUGGCCAUAUGUUUUUGCCUGGCUAGAAUAUGUCCCUGAGCUCUGAUAAUGACUCUCUUCCCUCCCUGCCAAGCAAGAGAGGGGGAUAUGUAUUGGUGGGUGGGCGUGUUUAGAAACUAGCAUGCUGUACAAAGGUAACAUUUACGUUCAUUGCUCCACCCACUUUUGCCUCUGGCUCCGCCUACCACUGUUAAUGUGCCCCCUGCCCCCAUCACCCAAAGGUUACCCUGAAGGAAACGCAGCCCUUCAGGGUCAAGAAAGGUUUUCCCACCUCUGCGUUAGGCAACGGCGAACGUCUCUUCUUGCUUCCCUUGGGCCAGGUGAUGAUGGCUUUGUCAAACCACCUGAACGCAGUGGAAUCCGAGAAGCAGAAGCUGCGGGCCCAGGUGCGCCGGCUGUGCCAGGAGAACCAGUGGCUGCGGGACGAGUUGGCAAACACCCAGCAGAAGCUGCAGCGCAGUGAGCAAACGGUGGCGCAGCUCGAGGAGGAAAAGAAGCACCUGGAGUUCAUGAACCAGCUGAAGAAAUACGAUGAAGAUGUGUCCCCAUCGGUGAGCACCCAGAACAUUUUGGAGUGGGGGAAGAUGCCUGUGUCUUGACAUGGAGCUCUUUCUGCUUGAAAGUCUAGUAGUGAUGGUCUUUCCAAGAGGUCCUGAUAGAGCAUCUAGCAAUUUGAGUUUGUCUGGGUGGAUGAGAUAGACACGGCUCACCCCAGCUACAGUAACUGGGUUGGUCUUCUCUUGCUGGGGAAGAGAACCUUUGAAUGGGCUUGGUUGGUUAAGCUUAAGCUUAACUACUUAAGCGAAAUAUUAAGCACUCAUGCUCUCCUUUCCCCCUUUUUCUUUGUUUCUUCCCCCCCCCCAUCAAUGUCCCAGGAGGAGAAAGAAGGCGAUUCCACAAAAGAUUCCUUGGAUGACUUGUUUCCAAAUGAGGAAGAGGACCAGGGCCAAGGGUGUAGGUUGCAUUCCUUCCUUAUUUUAUUAUUCAUUUAUUUAACCAGCAGGAUUUGCAUACCACUUCCUCAUCAAAACCAUUAAGCAGUUUGCAUAAGAUGAUAUAAAAUUUACAUUAAGAUAAGGUCUUUAAAAACAAGCUUUCAAAAUGUAAGUAAAGUCAGCAGUUUGUUUGUUUUUUUAAAAAAUACGCAUAAUAGAAUAAAAUCACAUGUUAAAACACAUGUCAAAAUUCCAUGUGUCUGGGUAUGCUUGCCCUAAGCCAGCCUGUCUCAACCUGUGGGUCCCCAGAUGUUGUUGAACUACAACUCCCAUCACCCCUAGCUAGCAAGGCCAGAGCUCAGGGAUGAUGGGAGUUGUAGUCCAACAACAUCUGGGGACCCACAGGAUGAGAACUGCUGCCUAAGCGAAGAGGUUUUUUGCAGACAGUAUGGCAAAGGUGCCUGUCUAAUAUCAAUGGGCGGGGAGUUCCUGGGUGUAUAAUUCCUUGCAAGUGCAGAACAAGCAUCAUGUGGCACUUAUCAAAGUGCUCAUUCUGCAGAUCAAAGCGGUAACUGGGGUAACUGUGUGCAGAGGACAGAUGAAAGGAAGAGUCAUAAAGCUACCUUUUUGGACCUAUCUUCCAGCGGCUGUUGUGUCUCAUUUGAGAGGGAGUGCUAGCCAGUAGGAAUGGGCCAUAGCCCCCAUGGCAUUGCGAGCUGCCUCCUCUGUCCUCGAUUAAUGCGCUCUUAUGUUUGCAGUGCCUCAUCCGCACAGUAGUGCAGCGGCAGCCGCCCAGCAAGGCGGCUACGAGAUCCCAGCACGCCUGCGCACACUCCACAACCUGGUGAUCCAGUACGCUUCCCAGGGACGCUACGAAGUGGCUGUUCCCCUCUGCAAGCAGGCGCUGGAGGACUUGGAGAAGACUUCGGGCCAUGACCACCCUGACGUGGCCACUAUGCUGAACAUCUUGGCCUUAGUAUACAGGUGAGAGGAGGAGGGGAAUGGCGGACACUCACUUCUUUUUAAUAAUAAUUUUUAUUAGUUUUCAAUUACAACAAUCCAAUAAUAGCCUCGUUAUAACAAUGCCAAAUUAUAAUACAAUUAUUAAUACCAAUCAUUCAGAUGCCAAAUUAUAUAAUUUAGGCGGGCCCCACGUGCUAGGAUUGAUGGUUUGAUGAUUUACUUUAUUUCUGCAUUCCAAAAUCUUACUAAUUUCAAUUACACACCAGUCAAAAUAACAAUCCCUUAUACAACAACUGCUAUUUUAACGAUUUCCAUUUGUAUUGACACAUUAAAUGAUUUAUAAACUUACAGGUGAAGCAUUCAAACUAUAUCCUUGACCUUCCUGUGUGUGGCAAUUAUUCUGUCUGUGAUGUUUCUUCCUGUCCUUGUAAAAUGUUAUGUCUAUCUUUUCCCUGUUGUUGCUGUUCUCCAUCAUGCCUUGGACAGAGCUAGUAUCCCAUUGUUGUUUCAGAAGUUCUCCAUUGCACCACCCCGUGCUUCAUUGUUUUGCAACUUUAACAGCAGCUGCAAAAAUCGCACUGUCCCAAUAAAUAUCCUGUUUUCGCCAUUUUUCUCUCAGCCUGGGAAGGAGAGCGAUCUUUCGAGCUUCAAAUAACUCAGUAAUGAACCUUAUCAACUCCGGCAGACACUCACUCACUUUGGAAGGAACAGGGCUUUCUUGGUUUUUCCCCUUGUGUGACUACGGAACAGUUGUCUGGGACAGUGAAACUCAGUGCUUUGAAUUUAACUGUGGAAAGUUGUGUGGCGAAGGAGGAAGGACCUCCCUGGGUCUUGUGUGAUACAAUCUCUGUCCCUCCAGUAUUGCUCACUAUGUGCCUCACUUUGUGCUGCAGGGAUCAGAACAAAUACAAGGAGGCAGCUCACCUUCUGAACGAUGCACUGUCCAUCAGGGAGAAGACACUUGGCAAGGACCACCCUGCAGUAAGUAGCCGUUUCCCUGGACUUUGAUGAGAAGGAAGUUCUGGGCAGUGGGGAGUUGUAAGCCAGUCAUGUGGCCAAGGGGACUUGCAGGAGUGUCACGUUACAUGGUCAGCUGACCCUUCGGAAGGGUUUGGUGCCAAGUCAGGGCUAGAUGACUCAAAAGGGGGUUCUUUUUGCUGCAAAAGCUAAACAAGGAGUUCAAGGUGAGCGAGUUAGUCCCUGAACUAGGCCAUUCUGCUGUAAAAAUCUUGGACCAUUUUUGCCAUGGAUGGUUGCAAGAUAGUGGUGCUUAAAGGUAUCUUGCUUGAUAGGUCUUUCUUUCUUUCUUUCUUUCUUUCUUUCUUUCUUUCUUUCUUUCUUUCUUUCUUUCUAUAGUUCUUCCAUGGCUUUAAUGUUAGGUCUGCUUAUGUUUCUCUACAGGUUGCAGCAACCCUGAAUAACUUGGCUGUUCUCUACGGCAAAAGGGGGAAAUACAAGGAGGCAGAACCAUUAUGCAAGCGAGCACUGGAAAUCCGUGAAAAGGUAAAUUCCCUCCCCCCUGGAGAAGAAAGGGCCAGGGUGUCAAGACAACCAGCCGGGGGGCCUCUGCAACCCUCUUCAAUGCUACUCAGGAAAGGGGAGCAUGUGUGUUAGAUAGGAAGUUUCCUGAGUCAGUCUAGAAUGGUCUGUCUAGCUUAGUAUUGUCUGCACUGACUGGCAGCAUCUCUCCAGGGUUUCAUGCAGGCAUCUUUCCCUGCCCUACCUGGAGAUGCCAGGGGUUGAAACUGGCACCUUCUGCAUGCAAAAUGUGGAUCCAUGUGGAUUCAGAGCAAUGCCUAGGGAGGGGCAGGUGUCAAAUACGAUGCAGAAGGAGCUAUUUCUGCCAGAGCUGAAGCUCCAAAUGACUUUCCACUCCCCGCCCCCCCAAAGUAAAAGGAUCCUGCCAUAUUCCCAGAUUUGCUUCUUUUCUUCCUAACUAGCCUUUUCUGUUUGUUUGCCUCCUUUUCAGGUUCUAGGCAAAGAUCAUCCGGAUGUGGCCAAACAGUUAAAUAACUUGGCUUUGCUAUGCCAGAAUCAGGGAAAGUAUGAAGAGGUAGAAUAUUACUACUGUCGGGCGCUGGAGAUAUAUGAGUCGCGCCUGGGGCCUGACGACCCAAAUGUGGCCAAAACAAAGAACAAUUUGGUGAGUCCACUGGGUGGUGAAAAGGGGGUGGGGGUGGGUAUCGCGCAUGAGGAUCGGUGGCUGCCUGUGCUGCAUUUUUAAGAUUGUCAUUCCUGUCCUCUGUCCCAGGCCUCCUGUUACCUGAAACAAGGCAAAUAUAAGGAAGCAGAGGUCCUCUACAAGGAGAUCCUCACCCGGGCCCAUGUGAAGGAAUUUGGCUCUGUGGAUGGUACGGACAGCGAAGAGCGAGGAGGGCUUGGUGGGGGUGUGCAGGCCAGUGGUGUAUCGUGGGUUGCCCGUGCCCAGGACCACACUGUGGGAGGAAAGGAGUGCGCAUGCGCAUUCAACUGCCAAACGGCGUCUGCGUCACCCAGGAAAUCGCAGCCAUGGAGAUAAGAAAAGAGUCAUUCCGUUGUCUGGAAGAGGUCACUUCCUGGUUUAUAGGUAGAAACCAUUUUCAAAGGAGCCCAGUGCCAGAAGUGCACAGCUGUAUUGAGGCAGCACCUGGUGUUGAAAUUUUGCACCCCUAACAAGUUUGUGCCCAGGGCAGCCGCCCUUGUGCCCGCCCCCCAAACACCACUGGUGCAGGCUGGAGCCUAGGUGCCUAUCUCCUUCUCCAACAGUACUCUUUGAAUUACCUAUUUCUUUUCAUGGCCCGGCUGACAAAAACUAUUUCCUCCAAAGAAAAUAAGCAAACAGAUCCAAAAAUUUAAGCUUCUUCCUUUCUCGACUGUACCAUGGGAAAGAGUAGCAUUCCUUAUGAAAUAUCAACAGGGUGUUUUGUUUUGUUUUGUUUUGUUUUGUUUUGUUUUGUUUUGUUUUGUUUUGUUUUGUUUUUGUUUUAACCAGAUUUGUAUUUUAUCCUGCAGACGAGCACAAGCCGAUAUGGAUGCAUGCAGAAGAAAGAGAGGAGAUGAGCAAGGUGAGUGCGAGAACAUUUAUUCUGGUGGGUGAGAGCAGGCACACAGCACACACCUGAGUUUUUCUUGUUCACCUGUCCUGCAUUGGGAAGAGCUCCAGAAAUGGCAGCAUCCUCUCUUUGCCUUAGAGUGGAUCUCUGAUGGUGCCAAACCUGCUGACUGGUAGCUGCAGCGGAGGGCUGAAUACCUUAGUGCAGCAGUAUUUUGUUGGGUUGUAGUGUGUUAAUGUGUCAUGGGGGGCAGUAGGGACGAGGGGUUGCUACUCAGACUGCAUAGAAACUUUCUGGGGCAGGAGUUGAAAUUGAUUGCCCUGUUUUUCCUGUGCCUUGCAUGUUUUCUCUUUAUUAUAGUGCACUCCUUAGGACGAACUGGAGAGUGGAAGAUGAAGGGAUUUCAGCAGGUUUCUGGGCCACAGACUGCAGAACCAGAAUGUUUUUAGAAAAAUAAAUCUCAAGCCUCAGAAUUGGGUCAUUUGGAAAGCUCAGUUGACUGAUCAGGAAAAAAUAGCUCCUUCAGCCCCAAGGCUUAAGAGAAGGGUAAUAGGAAGACACUAUAGUCUUCUGCACCAUCACCUUCUGCUUUAGAUUUCCCAGUCUUAGAAACCAUGAUAUGUGGGGGAACCCCUGCCUAUUAGAGCUACAGCAAGCCCAAGAUACUUAGGAGACAUGUUCCAGCCCAUGGUGCAGUGAGCAAUGGCUCAUGGCUCCUUUGGAAACAGAUAAAUUGCAAAGACUUCACAUACUUCUGAAACAUUCUGGGCUAAGGUGCUGAGCACAGCACAGAACUUCACAAGCAGGAAUAUAAAAGCUCCAGCACACUUUCCAUGCUGGAAUUCAGUUGAGCGGAACCCACCUGGUUUUCUUUUUCUCAAUUUCUCUCCCAUUUUUACAAAUCUUACCUGAUGGCUGAUGCCUGCUUUAAUGUCUCAGGCUGUUUCCCUUGAACAUGGGCCAUGUCACUACAAGAAAUAAGUAGGGUAUUGGCACUCUUAUCACUACCAGGCUUGCCAAAUGCCCUCCUGUGGAAUAGAUGGUUUAGAAUGAGUGAGAUGGGUGCCUGUUUCUCAGGUUCUGAGCCAGCCUUUCUUCGCUGAAGAAUUUUUGCUGCUCUUGCUGGAUGAUCUCGGAGUCAAGUCAGAGAACUGUGUGUUUAUGUGCUGCCUUGAAUAUUGUUGGCUAACAAAAUCUGACCCUGCUAUGAUAUGAUCUCAUGUCAGGAAGUGGCUGAAAUCAAGAGCCACUUGAAACAAAUUUUCCUCUGGAAAAAACCAGCUGGGCGUCUUUUAAUUGGAUUUCACCUGGAUCAUGGGCUCAAAUGAGUCAGCUGGUUAAAUGAGAGACUUCAUACAUACUUCUUGAGGCAAAACUCCCUCUUCUGUCAACCAGGAUCUUUAUCAAGAAGCUAAGAGUACUGAUUUAGGUCCUCUUCAUUGCCCUAUCAGCAAUCUGUCUGCCGAUCCUUUUAAUCCUAUGUAAUUUUGUUUCCACCAACCUUCUCUGUUUCUCAUCACAUGCUUGAAAAAACACUGCGAUGCAACACCUCUCUGUCAAGUACUUGUGAACAUGAUUUAAAUAUUUCAUGCAUUCUUCAGUUCCAGGCAGGAAGCAAAUGAGGGGGGCAGGUUUUGUUCCCAAACCUGGAGCCGUGGUACUCUAAUCCCACCUGACUCUUUCCUGCAUGGUCUUCCUUCAGUGGACUGCCCUUUCACUACUGUGGCUACUUUGGCCUCCUCUAGCAGAGUUUCACUCCAGCACAUUGAGCAGGGAGCAGCUGGAAAAAGGUGGAGCAAUAAGGCUCAGACCAUUUCCCCUCCCAGUUCCUUAAUGCAGCAAGCAUCUAGUUAAGUUAGUCACUAAGGCCCAGUUCACACUUGAAGCAUUAUUGUGACUAGGGAGCUUCCUAUUGGUUCAUCUGUUUUCUAGUCUGAUGGGCAAUGGCUCUCCAUCAUCUCAUAGGAUCAUAGGAUGCUGCCUUAUUCUGGGUCAGACAUUGGGUGCAUCUAGCUCUGUAUUGUCUCUCCAGGGUUUCAGACAGGGAAUCUUCCAAGCCCGACCUGGAGAUGUCAGCAAUUGAAACCUGGGCCUUCUGCAGGUGAAUGAAGUGCUCCAUCACUGAGGUCUUUCCCAUCACCUGCUACUUGCUCCUUUUUACUAGAGGUUCCAGCAUUGAAUGUGGAGCCUUCUGCAGGCAAAGGAUAUGCUCUUGUCACUGAGCUGGGGUCUGUCCCCAAGUAGGAAUGAAAAGUGUAAAUACAAUAAAGCUGAUUGUGGACACCCAUGUGAACUGUGACUGAUAGAGACUUCCUGGUACAUGCCCACCAUGUGGCCCUGCGUGCUUGCAAGCACACCUCUCCGCACAUUGCAGUACUCGGCAUUACAAUUAGAGGUCUGUAAGUAGCAAACUCAUUGCCUCUUAAAAAGAGUGAUAAUUGGAAGACACCAAGUGGGUCAGUCUCUGCUGAAACGGACAGAAAAGGGAGAUGUCUAAAGGUUCUGUAGUUUGUGGGAACAUAGGAAGCUGCCUUAUACAGAAUCAGACCCUUGGUCCUCCAGGGUUGCAUACAGGGGACACUCGCAGCCUUACUUAGAGAUGUUGGGGAUUGAACUUGAGACCUUUUGCAUGCAAAGCAGAUCUUCUGCCACAGAGCUACAGCUCUUUAAACCAUCUGUAUAUCUAAACAGCUACCAACAUUCAUCUUUCUAGGGAAAACUAUCUGAAUAAUACUGAGUAUUUCAGAAGUGUCUCCCAGCCCAUAUAUGUUCAAAGUUAUACAUGCCAUCACAGGAAUCACCAACCUUUCUGGGUAGGUCAACACAGUAUCCCCAAAGCAGGCGGGGGGCAGGGGGGGGGGAAGAGAAGCAGAUUGAGGAGGGGCAGUCAAGAGUAAGUCAGUGGCUGACUUGGGGAUGGUCAGUGACCUGGGGACUUCCCAGCUAAGAACUUUUAUCUUAACAGCUAAGCUAAAUAAGAUUUUCUUUGAAUGCAGAAGUGAACUGGAGCUUUCCAGAAUGGCAAAACAGAGGAUUUUUGCAACCAAUGCAGAGGAGUGAGAUCAUAUGUUGUUGUUGGACUAAGCAGCUCCUCUUCAGUAAUGUACUUGGUUUCCAUUCUCCAUGAUGUCAUCUUCUACUGGCAUUCUCGGUUUCUUUGCCAUGCUAUUAAAAAGCAUUAAACCCAUCUUGCUAGAGCAUUCCUUCCUCCCCCCACUUUCCUUUUGUCAUAUUUUUAUCCACGUAACAUAGCUUCAUCCAUACAGAUCAGCCUCGUAAAUGUUUUCUCAAAACAGGCUUCCUCGAACACAGUGGGAUUUGCUCUCAAGUGAAUGUGCAUAGAAUGGCAGCCAUGGCCAUCUUCCUGUGGAUGGACUUGGGGCACCUUUUCGCAGUGCAUGCUGUACAUGCUGACCCUGGGAGGUGGGAAUAGAUAGACAAUCUUCAUUGUACUACUAAGGGAACACUCCUAAGGAACAGGCUAAGGUAGGGGUGGGAAACUAUGGCCAUCAAGAUGUUAUUGAACGCCUGCUCUCAUCAAUCUAAAGCGCCAUGGCCAGUGGUCAAGGAUGAUGGGAAUUGUAGUCCAACAACAUUGGAGGGUCACAGGUUUCCCAUUUGUGGGGCAGCCCCUGGGUAGGAACAACUAAAUUCAUAUUGCCCUUUAAAACAAAAACAAAAGCUUUCUGUUCCGAAAGGGAACAGAAUUCUAUGGGGCAGAAAGAUGGUCCUUUUUACAAAGAGAUAUCUCAGUGCCAUCUCAAAGGUUUUCAGUGCAAAUUAAGACUUUUAAGCCCCGUUAAAUGGAUGAGGGUGACUCUCAGCUUCGUAUAGGUAAGCUCAUAAGUUUGGAACUCUUCUUGCUGGGCAGAAGUUUUCAGCCAAACUGAUGACUCCGACCCCUGACCCCACAUCCUGUGACAAUGCCUCUUGCGAUCCUUACCUACAAAAUGCCCUAAUGGGCCGUUCUUGGAUGCUAAGUCUGCCAGUUCUUCGUACAGAAUGAUGCAGCUAUGUGGGGCACUAGUGUCCAUCGGAGCUACUGUGAUUGAAGUAGAUCAGAGGUGCCUGAGAGAUCCAGCGCAGUUUAUAUGGAAAACCUGUGGGAGCCUGUGUUAGAGGUUAAUAGCCAUUGAUGGUCUCCUGCUACCCCAGACUGCCGUCUUCUGAACGUCAUUGGAGGGCCAAAGGUCUGAAUUGAAUACCUUCUUAAGAAGGUCAGAAGCAGAGUCCUCACCCUUCGCAACAGCAGUAAUGCAGCUCCCCAUAGCAACCUAAUUGCGAUUUUUAGACUUGGGUGAAACGCAGCACAAUUAAAACCCUGUUCUGGGCAUCCUGUUUGUCUCCGUAAUGAAGAGCCCACAUUUUGAAUAGCCCUACUGAGGACUACCAAGUCCUCUUGCUUUGGCCUGGUAACACAGUGCUUGAAACAGGAUCACCCAGCCUUGCUGGAAUGGAGCCCUGGCAUGCAUUAACCUACUUCCCCCCACAAAUUCAGCGCUUAAACCCUUGUCGGCAUUAGCCUGAGGCAUGACCGUCUAGGAAUCCCCCAGAUAGCAGGCCUGCCAGGGAAUUUUCUGGAGGAGCAAGUCCUCCUCCAAAGUGAUUUAAAAAUAACUUCUUCUUUUUUUAAACAACAGGAAGUUUUUCUAAGCCUAGGGAACCUAAUGCCUGAAUCGGCCUACUGUUCCUUGGCUGACUCCCCCAGAAAAAUGGUUAAAAAUAAAAUAAAACGGUUGGGCACAGUUCCGGUGGGAAGUUGUUAGAAGACAGGAAUUUUGUUCCUGGGAGAGGGAGCGGACCAGACAAAGUGGCUUUCAGUUUCUGGCCACACAUUCAAGUAGCGCUUUGAGGAACUGUUAGAGUUGGAGACAGUCGAUCAGGCCUUGCCUAGCCGAAUCCCUUGCUCCGUUCAGGAAAUUCAGAAACUGGAAUAUCCAUCUGAAAGGGAGAGGGCACACACACACACACGUAAUUGGAACUGUACUUACCUACAAGAAGCGUCUCUUAACGUCAAAUCCGAAUCUCCCCCUCCUGUAACUUUCAGCCCAUCGGAUCUAGCCAGCCCUGCCUUCCGGGGCAGCAGAUAACAAGUCUUUGCCCACUUCAGGUAUUUGAAGAGAAAUGUGAGACUGGCUCUUCUGCUUAAUAAGGAUUUUAGUCGCUUGUUAAAGGAAUUAACUUUUAUUAAGCUCUUACACUACCUUUUACUGUGACUGCAUCUUUAUGUACUUAGGCUUGUGUCCUUGUUUGCAGACCCGUGAACUCCAAAGUCCCAGGGAUUGCAUCACCAUUUCAUCUCUUGGCUGAAACAGAUAUUUGCUUAACAAUACGUUUUUCUAUGCAUAAGCUGGGGCAGCCAUCUCCCCUUUUUAAAAAAAUGUAGCAAGACCUGUGCUACAGCUGAAGCCUGUAAUAGACCAGCAAGCUCACUAAUUUUUAUUUUUUAAUGGUCAAAGUUGCCUUUGGUAUCUUUGCAGAGUUGCCUUAAUCACAUACUUGAGUCUUCCCAGAAUCUGUUAUCUCAUUCUCCGGUUUUUAGGGGACAGUGGUGUCAUUCUAAAUCCGGAAGUGCGGAACCUUUGGCCCUUCAAAAUGUUGCUGAACUACAAUUCCCAUCAUCCCUGGCCACUGGACAGUGUUGCUGGGGCUGAUGAGAGUUGUAGUCCAGGCAGGCCAAAGGUUCUUCACACCUGUUCUAAAUGGUCGUGGUCUAUAUGUAUGUAGUCUCAAAGCACACCAAUAUUGGAGCCUACAUGGCGGCAAGGUAACUGGGACCAAACAAACUUAUAUCUUUUUAUCCCUGCUAGGCACGCAAGCAGAGGCAAACAAACCAGCCAUGGUCUUUUGUGCACCGAUGCUUUGACUAUUCUAACAAAGUCUUCUCUUUUUUCUCUCCUCCCCCCCCUCCCCAAUUCCUCUUUCCAGAGCAAGCACAGAGAAAACAUUGCAUAUGCAGAGUAUGGUGGCUGGUACAAGGCAUGCAAGGUCAGCAGGUAAGUUGCUUUCAGGAGUUCUUUAUUACUUGUUAUUUCAGCUAUUAGUUAAUAUGCCACUUACUUGCCAAGGUGGCUUCUAAGUGAUUUAAAAGUAUUAAGCUUAAUUAUAGAUAAAUAAACACACAUAACUAAAGAGCACAAUAAGACAAUUUCAUCAAAAUAUUUAAUAUGUAUUAAUCCCCAAUGAAAAUGUACAGGUCCAUUGAAACAAUACAACAAUAAAACAGCAAUUGAAACAGGAGGUCCCUUGUUUAGAGAGGAGCCAGUGAUACGCCAAUACUGAUGGGGCUUCAUAUUUUAUCGGGAAGAGUUUUCCACAACACUGGUUCCACCAGUGAAAAAACCCCGUCCUUCCGUGACUCAAAGGGUUGAAUUGAAUUGUUGCCCAAGUGCUCCUGUAACAGCUUUUGAUCCAGUGGGCGGCUUUACUAAUGGAAGCUUAUUAUUUUCCAGUCGUGUCCCCCCCACCUUCAGAGCACCUCCUUCCUUGAAAAUUGGCUCCAGAAAGUUUGGGGGAUACAGCAGGAAGAGCAAAUCGGCAAAAGUCACUUCUCCUUUUCCUUUAGCAGAAGUAUCCACUGGAUCCAAAAGCCUCCUGUAGUUUCAGAUCCCACCCAAUUUAUUUAUUUUUAGCUUUCAACUUCUUCUAUUAAUAUGAAUAUGCCCAUUUAGGGCCUAAUAGCAAGGGGCAAGUACCUCUUUCCUUGUGUAGCAGUUUUCUGUGUAAUUGCUGGGUAGUACAGUGGUACCUCGGGUUACAUACGCUUCAGGUUACAGACUCCGCUAACCCAGAAAUAGUACCUCAGGUUAAGAACUUUGCUUCAGGAUGAGAACAGAAAUUGUGCUCCGGCAACGUGGCAGCAGCAGGUGGUCCCAUUAGCUAAAGUGGUGCUUCAGGUUAAGAACAGUUUCAGGUUAAGAACGGACCUCCAGAACGAAAUAAGUACUUAACCCGAGGUAGCACUGUAACUGUUCAGCUAAGCAGUCUCAGUGUCAUGGGAAGUGGGAGGUGUGUAGACAAGGGCGGCUCAGUGUUCAAGGUAUUGCCAUAGUAAGCAAGGUCUGCUGGCUUCAGUGUUUCCCUUUCUCCUUAGCCCCACAGUGAACACCACUCUGCGAAACCUGGGCGCACUGUACAGGCGUCAAGGCAAGCUGGAGGCUGCGGAAACGCUGGAAGAGUGUGCAGUGCGAUCCCGGAGACAGGUAAGGCCAACACCACCCCACGAACAACUUCUUGCGUAAAGGGAACUCUAGGGAGAAGAAAGCAAGAGUUGAGUGUUUCAUCUGAUUUUUAGAUUUGCCAGGCAAUUUAAGGGUUAUACGGUGGAGCCUAAACCACUGGCUGUCAUCAAAUAUGUAAAAUGCCCUUAUAAAGUUCCCUGCUGGUGUUGAUUGAGAAGGUGUGGCCAGUUGUUUGUCAGUGUGGCUUUUCCUAGAAAGUUGCAGCUCGAUAUGUUUUUUUUCAGGAUCCUUCCACUUCAUCAGCAAAAGAAAUCGCAGCAGGCUAUAGAUUCCGGCCGAAAUAAUUUCCUUGACAUUCUCUGGGUUCAGGCAAUAAAAUCUUGUCUUAUUAAGCUGCAGUAUGAAUGAGCUUCAUGCAAUUGUAAGCAGCUGCUUUGCUUCCUUACAGGAAAGCAAAUCGGGUAAUUGUAAUUAUCCAUAAUUUCCCUUUAUGUCUGUACAGGAAACUAUGGUUAAUGGCUUCCAAAACCAAGCCAGAACAUGAAGCUACGGUUCAUGGCUUUACAACGUUGGCUUGUUGGGAAGCCAUUAGCCAUAGUUCCCAGUUUGGACGUAAUGGGAAGCUAACUGUGGCAUCCUGACUUGACGAAGGAGUAGAACAGCUGUGUGCGGGUGCACACAGCUCAUUCAUAUCUCAGUCCAAGAUUUGAUUGCAUAAAUGCAUUGAUUGCCUGUCAAGUGCUUGAUGACUCCUUUGGAAAAGUUCUGCUUAAUCAGAAAAUGAGCUUUAGAUGAUUAAUGUAGAUCUGUCCAGCUGGUUGGACUGCAAUGAAUUUAUAUAGAAUUGUGCCCAGGCCAUAUAGUUGCUCGAAGGCAUGAAAUGGAAGAGUUUCAGGAACACUCCUUGUAUGUAUGUUUAUUUUUACCCCGGUUUACUUUGGAUGUUCUUGAUGGUCUCAUCUUGAUGUCCUAGUCAUUUGUUGCCAGGAGCUGAACUAAGCUCAGUGUGUUUCACAACUGGAUCAUUUAGAUGACUGUGGAAUUCAGCAUCUGGAGAACAUUUGGCUUCAUUUUUUUUUUAAGGCAAGUUUUUUAGCCGUUAUGGCAGGCAUAGGCAAACUCCGGCCCUCCAGAUGUUUGGUACAACAAUUCCCAUGAUCCCUGACCAUUGGUCCUGUUAGCUAGGGAUGAUGGGAAUUGUAGUCCCAAACAUCUGGAGGGCCAAAGUUUGCCUAUGCUUGCAUUAUGGCUAUGGAAGUGUGGGCAAUGUCUGGUGAAGCUUAUGUAGUGAUGGAGGAAGAGGGUUUUGUUACUGUCCCAUUACUCCAUGCCCCACCCCCGAAUAACAAAAGUUGGGGGGGGCAGAUGUGUUGGGCAAAUAUAUGCAUAUAUUAAAAAUGUGUAUGCAAUCCAUACAAGCCGUGCAACAGCCAUGUUCACGAAACCAAAUCUCAGCUUAGCUUCCUGGGGGAAACAGUAGAAGAAAGCUGUUUCCCUCUUCUCCUGCUUGUGGGUUUUCCAGGGAUAUCUGUUUGGUCACGAUAGGAGAUAAGAUUGGACUUCAGGGUCACCUAACAUUUUGGGCCCCCAGGCACAUUUGCAAACCAGAGCAACAGUCAUGGGUACAUAUUCUGUUAGCUGCAAUAGAAUUUCAGUGAGUGGAAGGACUGGGGAGCAGACCUUGGGGGCACCCGAGAAACCCUGUGCGGGCACAUGGGUGCCUGCAAGCGCCAUGUAGGCGAUCUCGUGAGCUUUGGUCUGAUCCAGGAGGACUGUUUUUGUAUGUUCCUAGAAAGUCAAUAUAUACAGAAGGCGCAUGAAGCCAGUUUUGCUCCUCCUCUGUUCCUCCUCUUCCCCUCCCUUCACACAAGCCAACGAGCAAGCCAGAAAGCCUUAGUCAGCUAUAGCUUCCCAGUACAUCUAAACCGAGGUGGGAGAUGGGGUUGUAUUCAGCAUAGCACUAAGUAGAUAGCUCGAAAGCUGCAAGGAUUUCUGCUUGUGCAAUGGAACUUUAGCCAUCUCAUUCCCCUGCAUCUCUUUAAGUGCCCUAAAUCUGUUCUAGGGGUUCCCCCAGUACUCUGAAGCAGAUUUUGGGUGGGAUGCAUGAUGCACCAGAAGAAGGAGAUGCAGAGGGGAGAAGAAUCCUGCAGUGGUAGCAGUAAUCCUUGCAAUGACGGGAUAGUUUAGUUGAAGACUACUCAUGAUUAGUGUCUUCCAAACAAGCCAGAAUAUGAAGCCAUAAUUUAAAGUUAAAUUAAUACCCCAACUUGUGUUGAAGCCAUUAACCAUCGUUUCCUAGUUCAGAUGUUAGCUGAAAAGUUGGGUUGCUCACUCACGUGAAGGGAGGAGCGAAGUGGGAAUAAAGGGGCAUAUUUUGGCUUAGGAAGCUAAGAUCUGAUUCUGCAAAUGUGGCCGGUGUGUUGGUGCAGAACUUGGCAUGCGUACAAUGGUGGGAUCCAGGAAGCGAAAGGGCAACUCUGUAGUCUUUCCAAUCUCCUUCCUGAACACCUUCCUGUCUCCACCCAAAAUCGCCACCAGAAAAAAAUAAACACACAUGACCUUUUGGCGUUUUAAUGGCCAGGAAGCAAGGAAGUGUUUUACAUCUCUAGGAAACGUUUGAGGGGCUCUGUGCUUCCCUUGCCCACCCCCAACCCUCCUUGUCUCUUUGUUUUGUGCUUGUCCCCUUGCAGGGCAUUGACCCCAUUAACCAGACCAAGGUGGUAGAGAUUCUGAAAGAGGGCGACGGCUCCGAGAGGCGGAGGAGCCGAGACAGCCUGGGGGGCAGCGUCAAGUAUGAGAGCGCCACAGAUGGUAGCGAGGAAGUGAGUAUGGGCGUGGAAUGGAACGGGGUAAGUACAAGUCCACUAUCAAGACCCGCCUAGCCCGGCCGAGAGAGGCAGAGGGCAGCAAACUCUACCCAGAGCUGUUCUUUCUUUUUUGUCCGCCAAUUGCUGCCCCUGCCAUCUCGGGGAGCUGAUGGCCUGUCGUGGCAUGCCCACCUCCAUCCAUCCUCUUGCAUGCUCCCUGCCCGCUCCUCUUAAUUGCUGGGUAGCCAGACUCAGGAAGGGAGCUCUUUCCAUCUUGGUUCUCCCCACUCAACUCGGAACUUAGUAUCUCCCGUCCCCCCAGUUUCUUUAGGUGGGGGAGUGGGCGGAAGUAAGAGCAGAAGCCACUGAUCGUAGGUGCUUUGAUCUCCUCUACUAACAUCCCACAGUGCUGCUCACCCCUGAUCUGUUGCAGGGACAAGGGGCGGGGAGGGAAAGAAGGUUGUUUUGCUUCCCAGGAGAUAACUUCGCUCUCAGAGGGAAGCGCGUAAAGGGCUUUGUUUCGCUUAGGAUCCUAGGCCUGCUGCUCUCCAGGAAAAUGGAUGUUUAUGGGGUUGUGUGUGUGUGUGUGUGUGUGUGUGUGUGUGUGUGUGUGUGUGUGUUUUCAGCAUCUGAAGGGCAUGCCAAGAGGCACUGGAAUGAAUGUGUGAAGACUCAAAGGCAUGAGUAUGAGCUAGAGCAGGUAACCUCCUUCUCUGCCCUCCUCCUCCUUUGUUGACCCCUGGAUUGGUCUUUUAUCAACAAGAGGAUUUAGCUUCUUCCUAUAUGCAGCCUGUUUCCUAGCAGAGUGCUUGGGAGCCUUGGGACUGGGCGGACUGGUGGGACAUUGUCUCUGGCGAGUAGCAGGAUCCUAAGAGAUUUCAGGUAGUGGCAACAUUACUAUGUCCAUGUAACAAGUGAGUUUUGGUGGAAGAAUUGACGAAAAGCAUCUUGACUCUGCCUGGUUUUGGUUUUGGGUUUCUCCCCUCGAAGACUGGUUCUUAGACCUGUUGUCUUUCCUCGGCUUGGCGAGAAGUGCAUUUCGUACCCACUCCGAGUUGGGGAAGGAGUGUGAGGAUGCGUAGCUUGUCUCGAUGCAGCCUUUAAGCAUGUUUGUUCCUUUGGGGUUCUCCAUCAGAUGCAGCUAGCAGCAAGGACUUUGACCUAGAUAAAGGAUGAGGAGGGACUUACCGACCCAUUGUUUUAAUGCUUUGGUUACAUUUAACUUGCACUCUCUCCAUCGCUCACUAACUCUCCAUCCUCUCUGCAGCUGCUCGCUUGCUUGCAUGCGCCUCUCCAUCCCCCAUCUAUCGCAGGCACAUUGCCAUGACAGCCAAUCAGCGCCAAGGUGUCUUGCAAUCUUGAUUGUGGAUUGUACCUAAAAGGCAGUACGUGAACAAAAACUGUAAGAGAAUGCCAGGACCCCAUAGAAAAAGAGUGUAUAAAACUCCCUAAUCCUAAAAGGCUUUUAUUCUUCAUUUAACCAAAAAACCCCACAAACCAAUAUUUUUAAAAAGAGUUCCAAAACCGUUCCAGGAAUUGUAGGGAGAGGUGGAUGGAUGAUUUCUGAGAUCCUUGGAAGAUGAAGGUGGUAUAUAAAUUUAUAAAUUAAAAAAUAAAUAGAUGAUAGAUAGAUAGAUGAUAGAAUGUCUUGAGGGCCAGUUCCUCCACAACUUGGGCGCCAGUUUUUCAGUGGUACGUUUUGUAUUUAGUCUGGAAAGGGCGCUUUCAAACCACUUCCUUCCGCUCUUCAAAUGUUGCGUUUGUCUUCAUUCUUAGACUAGUGUCCCUUGCAAGCUAUGACUGGGGCUACCCUUUGUUCUGAGGCUGGCUUCCCCAACCUGGUGCCCCCCAGAAGUUGUCAGACUCCCAUCAGCCCUAGCCUGCAUGGCUAAACGUUGGGGAUGACAGAGACUGCAGUCCAGCAGCUUCUGGAGGGCAUCAGCUUGAGGAAGGCUGUUCUGAUCUAUUCCACCUCCUGGAAAAAAGGACUGCCUGUCCCCCUCCCCAUCUUUUAUAUAGCUAUCUCCAGGGCUUAGGGUGGGCUUCAUCCCUGAGGAAGAGCCGGUAAUUCAGGUGCUGGUUUCCUCUGUAGUCAUGUCUUUACUGUGAGCCUGCAUUGCAGUAGUAUUUCUAUAUUCUUGAAUGCUCUUCUUGCUGCAGAGGCCACACCCUUAUGCUACAAACCCUUCCCUCUCUCAUUGCAUGUUUCUGUAGAUCAGGGUUUCCCAAACAUGGGUCUCCAGCUGUUCUUAGACUACAACUUCCAUCAUCCCUAGCUAGCAGGACCCGUGUUCAGGGAUGAUGGGCACUGCAGUCCGAAAACAACUGGAGACCCAAGUUUGGGAAACCCUGCUUUAGAUGUUCAAGAUGGUGGAUCAGCUUGCUUGAGCCUUAAAGGGUUGCCAGUGACAUGGAUCAGAUAGAACUUCCUUCUCCAGCUGAAUGGAGACAGGGCCAUCUGAGAGCUAUCGAUGGAGAGCCUAAGGAGCCACUCCAGAAAAGGGCUGAAACUCACAGCUGCCCAAAUUCCCCAGAGUCUUAAAAACAACUGACUGAGAUUAGGCACUAAGCCCUGCUACUGUCAUACUUCUUUUUCAGUUCAAACUGUAUUCUGGUGAGAACUGAGUUUCCUUGGAUUCCUCACUGAGAAGAUCAGUGAGGCGAACCUUUCUGGAAGACAGGGUUCCCACUGCCACCAGUUGCCUCCUAAAAUGUGCUCACUGAAAUUAUGCGCUUGGUUUACAUUGGACAAAUGCGAGGCCUUGCUAGCCUGCCCACCAUCUCUCAUGAGCCGAGCAUGUACUCCAGACCGCUUCCCAGAAUUCUCAGGGCGAUCCGCUUAGCAUUACAUUAAAUGUAACCCAAUCCAUUUAGCUCACGGGGUCAAGGAGAUGGAUUCUGGAAAGGAGCAGGGGAGCAGCAUUUUCUUUGAGAAACAGAAUAUGGCCUUUCAUAUUUGCCACUCCCCGUGCUUUCCUUUCCCCUCUAAACCCUCCCACCCCUCCAUAUUAGACUGGUAAUAGCAAGAGAUGUUGGAAUAACUGAGGGAGACUUCAUUUAUGCAACUGCGAUGUAGUGCUUCUUCCUUGCACUAGGCAGUCUUCUCCAACCCUGGCAUCCUCUGAAUGUUUUGGACUACAAUACCGAUCAGACCCUGGCUGAUGGGUGUUGUAGUCCAAAACAUUCAGAGGAUAGCAGGAUUGGCAAAGGGUCUGGUUACUGCCCCGAGGUCCCAUGACUAUGCAAAGCCCUAUGCUGUGAAUAUUUUGAAGCACCCUUUAGCGAAUCGCAUGUUGCCCGAGGAAAUUCCUUGCCCCUCACCCACCAAUAAUAAAAAUAAAAAUAAAAUUUUAUUUAUAUCCCGCCCUCCCCAGCCAAAGCCAGGCUCAGAGCGGCUAACAACAGUAAAAUAAUAUAGCAUUCUAAAAUCUAUUCAUUAUAAAAUCAGUUCAAAUCAAAUUAAUGGCAACCAUUGGGCUAGAGUUCUGUGAGGAUUAUAAAGGGCAGCUGUGUGAUUUUCUCCCCACCCCACUGACCUGCAGUCGUUUGCUCCCCAUGCUUGUACCAUUGGCUUGUAUCUCCCUUCCCUCCUUUUCGUUUGGGGUUGUUGUGCAUCCUCACUAUGGCCUUGUAAAAUUUUGUCUUUCUCCUCUCUGUGCACUAGGCUUAAAUGCCUCCUGAGACUCCUUCCUCCCCACCAUCACACACACAAACCCCACCCUACCCCUUCACCACAAUCGCCCGGAUGUUUGUGUGCCGCCCCUUCUGGCUUUCUUCCUCCAAGCCACCCCUCCCCUCCUUCCACCGUUCCUGCUCUCCUUGGCAAGGACUCCACGGCAGUCCCCAACCCCAACCCGGCGGGCACCGAGGAGUGGAACGGCACCCGCAGAGGAACGUCCAGCUGGCUGCACCCUGGUUCUACUGCUACCAUGUCAACCGGCAAGAGAGAGCAGGAAGAAACUCCACGAAUCCGCCAUUUUGCCCCACCCCUUCCCCUCCGCCAGUGCAGGACCUUGGCAGAACUCCUUGUGACUUCCUCCGUUCUCUUUCCUGUGUCUUAACGGGGGCCCUCGACGAAGGUCUUCUGCAGUCUGAAGAUGUCCUUGCUGCCCAUCUCUCUGUCCUACUCCUCCUCUUGGCUUCCUUCCACCGUCUCCCACCAUCCCUCUCCUUGCCUUCUAGCAUAACUCAGAUUUUUCUGCUUCCCAUUUUAGCUCUCUACCUACCCCGCCUUGCCCUUCUCUCUGCCUCCUCCCCCCUCCACUUUUUCUUGAAGCCAGAGCAGAUGGUGGGGAGGCAGGGUAGACAUUGGGAUAUGUGUGUUUCUCACCCCUAGCUUCGGAUGGCAGGGAAAGUUAGGGAGAUGGGCGAAUUGUACUCUGUGCCAGGGAUGAGGAGUGUGUGGCCCUCCUGAUGUUGUUGGGUUCCCCAGCCUUCAUGACCAGGGGUCAGGGAUGAUGGGAGUUGUAGUCCAAUAACCCCCAUCCUUGUUCCGUGCUCUGUUUUCCUUUCCUGUUCAUCUGGUCAAGUCUGGGAUGCUUAAAUGGCAUUUGUAUGCCUGCUGCUGCCGCAGGUAAAGGCCUUGCAGCCACCUUCUCAUAGGGAUUGGGCCUGUCCAGAUGGAGAUGGAAGAAGCUUCAGGCUUGUGUCCAUUCUCCUUGCUGAUAGAUCCUCUUAGCCUAUUCUUGCAGGGUAAAGAAAGAGAAAUGGGGCACAUUGUAUUGAAAAUAAAAAUACUGACGGACAUGCCAGGGCAAAAGUGUGAGAGGCAGAAGCAUGAGAUGUGACUUCCUAAUGAGGACCUUGUUUUAAAUGAGCUGGGCAUAGUCCGUCUCCUGUAUGGCAUGGAGACUUUGGAGGAGGGUAGGCUAGAGGGGCUGCAACUGUCAUGGAUAGCGUUUUCAUGGCCUAUUCAGUACUGGCCCCUCUGAUUAGACUUUUGGUCUGGACUUCCCCUGCCAGUCUAGCACUACAAGACGCCUGCAUUUCAGAAGAAACAGCCUCUCUAGGACUCUGAACUCAGGAACAUUUCCUCACACAGUUCCUUUUUUUUCGCAACAGGAGGGAUAAUCGCAGACAAGGGUGACUCAACUGCCUCUACUUCGUUGCCGCUGCUCUUGUUGUGCGGCGGGGGUGGCAAAACGGGACUGCAUAUUUGCAUCUCUUUUAUUUAUUGUCAUGAAUGUAAAAGAUUUAACCUUGCUGUGGUUUAUCACUGGAGAUCUCAAGGUCCCAGCCAAAUGUCACACACAAACACACACACACAAAAUCCACCCUGAAACCCACACCAAAUGGGUUUGUUUGUAGCAAUUGUAGCUGCUACUUAUUUUAGAAGCCUGGCUAGGCAAGUGGGAGAGAGGGUUGGAACUGCACAUCCUUGUAUAAAAAGGCCGAGUUCUAAGGCUCUUGCAUGCAAGACAGCGAGGAGCAGAGGCAGGCAGAAAUAGAAGGCCUCGGUUUUAAGGUGACAGUAGGUCGGCCCAUUGUGAUGGGGCAUUGGGGAAUAUUUUAAGGGAUGGGGAAGGGAAUUUCUGGUUGGAGCAUGGAAGUGUACAGUGGAAGUGUGGGAGAGACGUGCAGUCCUACAUGUUUAUAUAGAAGCGCGUCUCACUGUGCUCAUUGGCACUUAUUCCCAGGUACAUAAGAUUUCAGCCUUGGUGGCAGCCAUGCCACUGAAUACAUGAGGGUGUAGCUUUGUAGGGAGCUGAGAGAGCCAUUUGGGGUGAGGAGGAGGAGAGAGAGAGUUCCCUUGGGAACUGGGGCGUACAGCGGGACUUGCAGUGUGUUGUCAGAAUUUAUUUUUUCUUUUUUUAAUGAGGUGGGGAUUUAAAUGUAGACUGUGAAAAAGGGCACGUUGUUGGAGAGAAUACCGGAAGGGAUUUGUUGAGUAGAAAGCAAAGUCUGGGGAAGUGUUGGAGAGAAGUCCACUUGCAUGCAGAGCAUUUAUUUUUUGGCCCAUUUUACAUCAUGGAAACCUACAUGGCCAGUAUCGGUCAGGGCCAAAUCCAAAUUGGACAGAGCAAGGACACACACACAGAGCAUUCAUGCAUUUCCACGCACUCUGCGUAUUCACUCACUUCAAAAAACUAUCCUUGUUCUGUCACCCUUCUCCUCCCUCCAUCCCCCCACUUCCCCUGCCUGCCCUCUUGUAGUCAAACAGGCAGGGCUGAGUUGACAACGCAGGAGGACGUUGCUGCCUCCCUAUAUCUUCAUCUUGCUGUGCUUCUUCGCUGAGAAUAGGACCCCCUUUCUCAGCGCACAGUGAAGAAGCCAAGCCGGCGAGUGUUGCAGGAAGAGAGCAAGCUCCCUUUUACGUUGCCAGCUCGGUGGGCCUGGUUCCCCUGCUUCUCAGCUGUUUCACACAGACAAGGGUUGUGGGGAGGUGGUUGGUUGAAACCUAACUUCCCUGUGAUCUCCCUCCCCCUUGUGCUGCUCAACCAAUCCGCAGCGAGCAUCUGAGAGGCAGUGGAAAUGGGGCUGUGGAGGAGGCGGGGAGUAGGACUUGAGGGGGAAGCCGAUUGGCCAAGUGGGAGAGCCUGGCAGGCCGUAUUUGGCCCACAGGCCGAAGUUCUCCACCCCUGGUGCAGAGGGUCUAGCAAUGUCUGAGGGGAAAUCUGGGCGCUGGAAUUUUCUGGGCUCUGAUUUCUAAGGGAGACAGUUAAUUCAUCCCUUGCACUGGUGCUGGACGUAUAACUCCUUUAUGUUUCUGAAGGGGAGUCAGGCGCUUUGAUCCUCCUCCAAGGCAUGCAGGUGUGAGGGAAUUUUUCCCCUUCAGCUCUCCUACCCAUGCAUAGCUUUUGUGGCUGUUUUUGAUGUGAUUUGGUGUUCUCGUGAGUAUAGCUGGCUUUAAAAGAAGACGGCAACUAGAUAACGUUUAUAAAUUAGAAUUAGGGCUAGGUGUUAGGUAAGACGUAUGCACCCUUUUUGCUCCAGCAGCCCAUAACCAUAGAGUGCUGGAACUGAAUCCUAAGAGUAUGCCAUUAUUGCCCUGUUCUGUUAUUUCUGAAGCAGCUGGAGCUGCUGGAGGCAGGAUGCAGGUCAAGGGAGUGCCUGCCCUGGAAAGGAUGCUCUCGGCUGGAACUGUGUGGCAGGACAGUUUGAAGGCUCUUGGGCCUAAAUGCCUCUUGGGGCUCCUUUUGGGAAGUCCUUUGCGGCCACAGCGGAACUUUUUUGCUUUUUUGCCUGUCUGCUUCUGAAAGGGGGCAGCUUAAUGCAUGUCUGGGGCAUGGCAGCUCUUGCCUCCCCAUAAAGGGAGCCGGUAGGGAGAGGUGUAACCAACCCAUCCAGAGGCAGUUGCUAAGAACCUAUUGAUGCUUCUUUUACACCUGGUUGUGGUUCUGCCCUGCACCGAGUGGGGAGGUGAAGUCUGUCCCAGGAUGCUGUGAAGAUGCCUCUGGAGCCCGUCCUGGGAAGCUGCUUCCAGGGCCUCCCCUUAGAGCAACGGAGCCUCGAUCAGCUCUCUGCCAAGCUCUGCAUUUUGCCUUGCACUGGGGCUGUCCACAAGCCUUUUUAAAAAAUAAAAAUAAAAUAGCACUAGCUGGGGGUGCUAAAAGUGUGUUCUACUUUCUGCCUUUGGCGCAUACUUGGUGCUUUCCUUUAAUGUUGUGAACUGAUUUACCUCCAAUUAAAGGCAGAAGGACCUGAUCCCCUUCUUCUCCGUGACUCUUUUCACCAUGCCGCCGCUCUUCUUACUCUUUUAAGAGAAUUUCUGUCUCUUUCCUCCGAGGGCAAAUCUUUAUAGGCUUCUACACGCUGCAAAUGCUCUGUUGUGGAAAGCAGGCAGCAAACUGGCCUUAGGUACGUGUGUAAAGUAUGGAUGAAGCUUGCGUGUGUGUGUGUGUGUGUGUGUGUGUGUGACUGACUGACUGACUAUUAUUAUGGAGCAAGUAAGGGGAAAGGAUUUGCUAUUCCCUGUGCAGUAGCCACCGUGUAUAAAGUCACUCUGUGAAACAAAAGGGGGAAACAGAAGCUUUAAGAAGACCUGUUGUGUUUUUUUUGUUCAGAAUUAUUGCUUACCCAUACAGUCUGAGGUUCAGUGGGUCUGAGAAUCUACACCUCUAAGGGAAAAUGCUGCAUCAGGCAUUUAUAGGAAUAAUAAAAUAUGAAUCGUUGCUGCAGGACAGCAGCAUGCGUGCAAUUCAGCAGUGGACCUGAAUUCAUUCCCACUUUCCAACAUUAUCCCUGAGAAUGCAUGCUCUUUACCACUGAAUCGGAGCAAACAACAAUCCACGGAAAACCUGAAUUGCCGUUUGUUGCAUUUUGGCGAUAAAGAGCGGGUUUUCAUGGUAAAAGUGCCAGGGCAAAAACAAAAAAAAUGGACUCUGACCAUGCGCUUUAUAGUGUGGACCUGGGCCUAGAAAAUGUGAGGCAAAGGUAAGUGUGGAUGAUCCCUGUGUGACCUUUGCUUAAACAUACCUGCGAUUGUGGGAAGCUCUGAAGUUCCUGUGCUGCUUUCAAUUCUGUCCCUUUACAGAUGUAUCCAAAUUCUCUAUUCUCUACUUAAUACAUAUUCCUGUUUGAUGCCAACAUGUGGCUGGCUUGUCAUCCCAUGGAAAUGGUCCCCUUAGCUCAACUCAUAAGGUGACCCAUAUGGUAAAGGUAAAGGGACCCCUGACCAUUAGGUCCAGUCGUGGCCGACUCUGGGGUUGCGGCACACAUCUCACUUUAUUGGCCGAGGGAGCCAGCAUACAGCUUCCGGGUCAUGUGGCCAGCAUGACUAAGCCGCUUCUGGUGAACCAGAGCAGCGCACGGAAACGCCGUAUACCUUCCCGGCGGAGUGGUACCUAUUUAUCUACUUGCACUUUGACGUGCUUUCGAACUGCUAGGUUGGCAGGAGCAGGGACCGAGCAACGGAAGCUCACUCCGUCACGGGGAUUCGAACCGCCAACCUUCUGAUCGGCAAGUCCUAGGCUCUGUGGUUUAACCCAUAUGGUACCUAGGAGGAAAUCUGGAGCAUCCUUUUGAUUCAGGCCAAUGGGCCAUCUAGUCUAGCAUCCUGGUUUCUCAGCAGCCAGUCAGAUUCCUGUGGAAAACCCACAAGCAGGACCCAAGAACAAGGGCACUCUCUCUUCCUGUUUUUCCCCAGCAAUUGGUAUUCAGAAGGAUUACUGCCUCCAGCUGUGGAGGCAGAUCAUAGCUAUUGCGUCUAGUAGCCAUUGAUAGAUUUAUCCUCCAUGAAUUUGUCUAAUCAUCUCUUGAAGCCACCUGCUAUGUGUAUGCAAAUAAUAUAUAAUAAACCUGGCCAAUUUUCCCAUAGCUUCACAGUGUAAUCCUACUUCUACUCAGAAGUAAAGUGCCAUUGACUUCAAUGGGACUUGCUCCUAAGUAAGUGAACAUAGGAUUGCAGUUUUCAGUAGAGUUCCUGUGCGUGCUACCUGGGUAUAAGCCACUUGAACCCAGUGGACCUCACUUCUGAGUUGAGAGGCAUACAACUGUUAGUUCAGUAAAGCAGAGACGAAAAUCAACAUGAAGCUAACAUGAGCUACAAUGGCAGCUAGCUCAAACAUUGCGGAAGGAUUUAAUGAAAUUAUGUGCUUCUAAUCCGAGUACUUAAGAGGUUUGCAUGUAAAAGCCAGAUGGAACUCUUGUGAGCAAAAACAAACAAACCCCUGACAUCUCUUGGGCUAUAAAGCUGGAAAAGAUCAGCUCUUGUCUGUAAAUCCUUAAAUGUGCUGAUGAACAGUACCCAUGCCAUACAUGGGUAUUCUCAAGGCCAAACACAGCUGCAGAAGAAAGACCGAAACCAAUUCCAAAUAAUUAGGACAAAACUGAGCCCCACAUGAAAUGUUACAAAACUCCAGGAGCUUACAAGUAAUGGUCAGAGAGCAUACUUACAGCAAAAACAAUACCUCUUCUUGUACAACCAUGGGGCCCAUUCACCCUCUUUUGUACAGCUACAAUGACAAUGAAAAGAAAGAUUCGUUUGCUGUGGCAUAGCCAGUCAAGAAACUGGUUGCAUUUUUCCUGAGAUUCCUUUGCCCUCUCUAUAGCAGGGGUCUUCCCCUUCUGAAACAAUUGGAGGGGGUGCCUGGGAGUUACUGGGUGAAUGGCUGUGGGCAAUAAAGCCAGUGGGAGUGCCCAAAUCUGUGGGAAUAUUCCACAGAGAGUUAGGUUGGUCCAGUCCUAUAAACUAGAUUCCAAACAGAUCUAUUUAGUUGAAAAGUACAUGAGUGAGGAAUGGGGGGUUGGUAGAUCACGGCCUUCUGAAGGUAAGGAUCUGACCAAGAUAAUUAGUUUUUCACAGCUCCAGCACCUACUCCCAUUUGUUUCCAUACCAUCCAAUAACUACCCAAACUAUAGCCUGCUGCUGUGUGUGUUAAUACUCACAAAAAUGUUCCCGUGAGUGGUAUCAAGUUCUGACCCAGCCCACAAAUACCUUCCUUGGCAUUUAUAGGUGUUGAUGUCCCCACAACACUAAGUUACAUAGUUGGUGAAGACCUCAACGAAAGAUCCAGCUUUCCAAAGAAUCUGCAGUGCAGCCUAGCAGGUGUCCAUAGCCAGGAAAAAACAUUCUGUGGCAUAAACUCUGCUGUAGAGCCUCCGUAUAAGCUACAGCAGGGUUGUAAAAUGUGUGGCCCUCAAAAUGCUGUUUGAGUCAACUCCCAUCAGUCCCAGCCAGCAUGGCCAGGGAUGGUGUUCAGAAGCAUCUGAAGAGUCCCAUCCCUGAGCUAGGGCAUCUUCAUGCAUCUCUUCCAUUCCAUACCUGCAGCAAAACUUAGGCCUGGGGUUGCCAAACUUUUGGGGCAAUUGGACAUGUUUGGUAAUUUGAGAAAGUGCUGCGAGAACCAGUUUCUUUUUAUUCUGUUUGUUAAAUUUGUAUACUUCCCUUCAUCCGAAGAUCUCAGGACGGUUCACGGCAUAAAAAUUCAAAAAUAAAAACACCUAACAAAAAUGAGAUUCCGCAAAAUGGCUGCCAUGCAGGUGCGUUUGUGACAAGACACAAAAUGGUGGUUGCGGCAUAACACAAAAUGGCUGCCACACGUGAAGAGCCGAGACAGGUACACCAAAUUUUGGAGGCAUCUUCCCCCUCACCAUCAAUGGGGAAAAGGCACUUGCAUCAGUCAAUACUUGAUAACAGACGUUUUUUGCACUUCUCCUGUGUUUAGAACGGAAGGGAGGGUUGAUGUCCAAUCUUGUAACAUAGGCAUGUUUAAGGGGGCACAUUCAUUGUAGGAGACGAAGCAGUCCAAACAAGAACUGAGCAGGAACAGUGCAUUGUGGAUUUUUGAGGGGAUAUUUACUGGGGCCUUUUGCAGAUGCCACAUGAUGUCCUGCCGCCCGUGGGCGCUGUGUUGGCAACCCCUGUCUUAGGUCAACUGCAGACUAUAUUUCUGCACAUCUUGGGUCAGUAUUCUUAAAUUAUGUUGGGGCCCUAGGUAAAGGUAAAGGGACCUCUGACCAUUAGGUCCAGUCGUGGCAGACUCUGGGGUUGCAGCGCUCAUCUCGCUUUAUUGGCAUACAGCUUCCGGGUCAUGUGGCCAGCAUGACUAAGCAGCUUCUGGCGAACCAGAGCAGCAUACGGAAACGCCGUUUACCUUCCUGCCGGAGCGGUACCUAUUUAUCUACUUGCACUUUGACAUGCUUUCGAACUGCUAGGUCGGCAGGAGCAGGGACCGAGCAAUGGGAGCUCACCCCGUUGCGGGGAUUCGAACCGCCGACCUUCUGAUCAGCAAGUCCUAGGCUCUGUGGUUUAACCCACAGCACCACCCACGUCCCUACGUUGGGGCCCUAAGUUGCAACAAUACAGUGGUUUGACCAGAUUGUGUAAUGGCCACUUCCUACACGAGAGCCACCUCUCCUUGAAUCACCUCUCCUCGAGCCCUGACAGGUGCCCAUCACUGUGAAUAUUCUGUGCCAGGUGGCUCAGAGCUGCCUUUGUAAUUUCCCACUGGCCCCUUGUGCUGUGCUGUCAGGGACCUGGUAAAAAGUGUAAACGGCUCCCAAGUUGCCCAUUUCAGGUGGCAGCAUUGCCACCACUGAGGAAGCAGACGGCGGUCAUGGAGUUGAAAAGGCCAUUAGGAAUUUUCACCUGCUGUUCAGCUGAAAUCCACUUUUCACCCCCAGUUACAGUUCCUGCCCUCUGGGCAACAGAGAACAAGCCUGCUCCAUCUUCUGCAUGACAUAUCUUCGGAUGUUUGGAGACAGCUAUCAUGUCACUCCUUAACUGUCUCUCCUCUAGGCUAAACAUAGAAAGCUCUUAGUACCAUUUCCCAUAGGCUUUGUUCCCAGAGCUGCGGAUUGUGAGCUGGGGGGUGUGUGUGUAGCGGGGAAGAACUACAAUUCUUCCCUCCCUCCCCCACCAAGCAAGCUUGAUAUUUAGGCUCUUGCAUUAAAAUGAGGCUAGAAUGCUGCCCCCUCCCCAACCUCCUUCAUUAAGAGAUCUAAUUAAUUCUGCUUUCAUGCAAGGCAGCUGGCAAACAAUGGACAUAUUUUCUAGUUACCACUAUAUGCAGGCAAAUCAAGGACACAAACGCAUGAAAAUCAGGACCAUUACAAGGGUUAAUUUGGGAUAGAGAAACUAGGUUCGGAAUAGGGACUAUUAAGAGGCAGGAGACCUUUGGAAAUAUAUAUAUAUAUCCAUGACUAAUAGAUCUAGAUCUGUGGUUCUCAAACUUUUUUAUCGGGGGUACACAUUCAGAAUUAAAAAAUUGCUUGUGCCACACCAUUUAUUUUUUUUACUGAUAAGUAAUACAAACAGAAACUACAACUAGCAGUGCUUGACUUUGAAAAGAUGUCUAUCCGUAUUCUGCAAACCAAGCAAAUAAAUAAAUAAAAUGUUACUAUACUGUACUACACCAUACUAGACUGAAAAGUUCAAAUGUUUCUUCGUCCUUGAAUCUUCCAGCCACAUGGCCACACCAGUGAUCUAGAUCAAGGCUAUUCAUAUCCUGCAGCUUCUUGCUGAACCAGGGUAUCUGGUUUGAAGUUUGGAUUUCAGUGAGUCACAAACUUUCACCGAAGAGAAAAGUAAACUUGACUCACACAGGAGUGAAAAUGUAGAGAUGUUUGCCUGGAUCUUUGCAUGCAGCAAGUAUGAUUUGGUGGUGUCAUUUUUGACAGUGCCGAUUGCCCAUAGGGUAAAAGGAAAAUGGCAGGCAACAGUCUCUUGCCCCCCCCCCAUGGUAAUAAAUCACAGUGUCCUUACGGAAACAUUUCAUUAGCCUUUAUGGAAAACAGACUAGAUAGACCGUUAGUGUGCUCCAGCACGCCUCUUCUGAUAGUCUUCCUUCAGGGUGCAACACACACCUAUUUCCUGCAUAACAACCUCUUCAAGAACGUGGCUUCAUAGUUCUAGCUGCAUAGGAGGAGAACUGUCGCUUCUGAGCAUGUGACAAUCUAAACUUUACUGUAAACCCUCCAGUGUCUUUGAAAUCCUCUCUCUGUGUAUGUGUGUGUUCCUUUUUCUACAUGUGUGUGUGUUCUGAGUGACCAACUUUCCUGGCACAAAGUGCUCACAUUAGAGAUGUGGUCUAUAUGGUGAUUGUGUGUGUAUGUAAUACUGUGUUUUAAUAGUAAUGUUCUGUUUUAAUUGUAACCUGCCCCGGGACGCGUUAGGCUGAAGGGCAGGUAGUAAAUCAUAACAGCCGUAACAACAAUUCUGUUUUAAGUAACAUACCAUUCCAGAAUAAGGCCUUCUAGGUAACAUUUAUUUUGGUGACCGUUCCCAUCACUGAAUCUGUUUUGCAUGAGAGAAAUUGAGAGCAGCGGUGGGCGUAAUUUCUUGCUCACACAGCGGAUAUGCAUGGCUGUGAGGACUUAGUGAUGCUGCGGUAGCUGGGUGGUCACGGCAAACAAUGCCCAUGUUAAUUUUUGCAACUCAGCCAUAACUUCAAUAAAUGUCUCUCACUCACGCACAAGACACACACUGCUUUUCCGUUUGUUCCCAGGCCUAUAUGUGGGCCAUGCCCAUUGUUUGUGUUUAUCUAGGCGUGGAUUCAUGGCAGCGAGAGCAUAUGCCAGCCUCUCUUGUGUGCAAAUGAUGCGUUUGUCUGUUGAGAAGAAGGAGCGCUCUUAAAAAGAGUGUGUUCUUCAGUAUGCAAGUGAAGUUCAGUUUUACACACCCAGCUUUUUUGGGACUGUGCUGUACAGGUUGCUGGUGGGGAAAUCAAUUUAUCCCCCAGCGGAUGGAAACAUAGAAUAGGAUGUGAAGGGAAAGAACAGGCCAAAUCUUUUACUAGUUUUCUCCCCAUUUCACAAUUGUGCAGCCCCCAAUUGCAACCUGAAGUUGGUACAGUCCCAGAAAACCUCUACCACACUUUUCUUCAAAUCAGAGAUAGGAAACGUGUGGCCCUGUUACUCCUGUCAACCCUGACUAUGGUCUGUGCUGGCUGGAGCUGAUUGGAAUUAGAGUGCUUUACCUCUGCUUUACAAUGUACCUUGGUUCUCGAACUUAAUCUGUUCUGGAAGUCUGUUCGACUCCUGAAACCGUUCGAAAAACAAGGCGCAGCUUCCGAUUGGCUGCAGGAGCUUCCUACACUCAAGCAGAAGCCACGUUGGACGUUCGACUUCUGAAAAAUGUUCGAAAACUGGAACACUUACUUCCGGGUUUUCAGCAUUCCAGAGCCGAUUUGUUUGUCAACUAAGCCCUUUAAGAACCAAGGUUCCACUGUAUAUAAUACCUCCAAAUCUGAUUUGCAUUUACAUAGGCUUGUUUUGGUGUAGGCCACCAGCCCAUUUAAUACUGGCAGUUAUUGUUGCCAGACAGGAAAAGGGAGAGAUCCUCUACCUCCGUACUAACAGGUUGCUGUUAAGUUCUGACUCCAAAUCGCAUGGAGCCGUUUCCUUCUGCUCUCUGGACGAAUCACUGUUCACACGCCAUCUCACCAGUUAUUGCCAUUUGUUGUCUUCCUGUCCAGGAUGGCACUGGUGCCCUUCGACGCAGCGGUUCUCUAGGGAAGAUUCGGGAUGUAAUCAGGAGAAGCAGUGAAAUGCUGGUCAAGAAACUGCAGGGGAAUGGCCCGCUGGAGCCAAGGAACACCAAGUAAGAGGCUUGCAUAUUUGUUUGCUUAAAGCAUUUGUACUGUGCCCUUUUUUGUAAAAGGCUCUCAGAGCAGGAAACAAAAAUCCGCGGUAAGAUAAACUUGUUGUGGCUGUUGCAUCUAGCUAGCUGCCAUCUCUAGACCUGCACCCUGCUUUCUUAAAGACCUUUAAAAAAAAAUUGGCUGUACCAUAGUUUGCUGGUUAGGAUUGAAUGGUAAACUGUGGAUUGCCUCAGGAGAGGAGAAGGAGAAUCACUGUGCAUGAGGAGGGAGCAUGCAAGGCUGAGACUUUGUCCCAGGCUUGGAAAUGUUCAUCUGAACCACCUCCAGUCAUUUUUAUUGUCUGUACCACCUUACAUGGGACGUGAGUGGCGCUGUGGGUUAAACCACAGAGCCUAGGACUUGCCGAUCAGAAGGUUGCGGUUCGAAUCCCAGCUAUGGGGUGAGCUCCCAUUGCUCAGUCCCUGCUCCUGCCAACCUAGCAGUUUGAAAGCAUGUCAAAGUGCAAGUAGAUAAAUAGGUACCGCUCCGGUGGGAAGGUAAACGGCGUUUCUUUACACUGCUCUGGUUUGCCAGAAUCGGCUUAGUCAUGCUGGCCACAUGACCCGGAAGCUGUACGCUGGCUCCCUCGGCCAAUAAAGUAAGAUGAGUGCUGCAACCCCAGAGUCGGUCACGACUGGACCUAAUGGUCAGGGGUCCCUUUACCUUUACCACCUUGCAUUACCCUUGAUGAAAGACACUUUAUGUCACAUGAGAAAAGUAUCUUUUCCAAACUUCCUUUCAUCUGAGAAAGGAAGCUGGUAAAGGGCACCUCUAGCUACAGAGGUCACUUUGAGCCUUUAUUGAUAGAGAUUGAUCCAGGAGUGCCCCCCAGACUCCAAACCUAGCUUUUCCAGAGUUGACUGACCCCACCCAAAGUAGGAACCUUUCCAGUUUAGCAGACUCAGGAACCGCUCACCCAUAGUGCCUCCAUCUUGGAAGAGUUCAGACUCAGUUUUUGGCACUCAUCCAGCCCACUGCUGAGUCCAGGCACUGGGCUAGGGCUUGAACAGCAUCUCCUGAGUCAGUUGUUACAAAGAGCUGGGUAUCAUCAGCAUGUUGAGGACACUGAUAUCUAAUUUGAUAUGUGGCAAAGGUAUAUUCUCUGACAUAGAGUGGAAAAAGUUUAGUCAAGCUUUCUUGCCCAAAAUAUUCCCAGAUCAAUGAAAAGAGCAUGCCUGGAGCCAGUGCUAUGGAAACAUCUUUUUCUUUCUUUCUUUUUAGCAUGAAACGGGCAGCAUCACUGAACUACCUGAAUAAAUCCAGUGAGGAUUCCUUCCAGGUGAGAGCACCAUUUGCUAUGUUCCCAAAACAGCAUUAGCUGCAGGUUAUUUUCACUCCUUCUGUCACUGCAAAUGGACAAAAAAAAUAUUCAGGUGCAGGGAAAGAGAGUUAGAUCAGCUAAGGUGAAAAGUAUAACCUGUCAGAAUGUGUAAGUUCCCCGUGGGUAUUGCGUAUCACCACUGGAAGGGAUAUAGUCUGGAUUAAGUGCAGGAAGAAACAUAGUGGUUCAGUUCGCACCUAAUUCUAAGCCAAACUUUGGCUCAUCAGUCAUGCAAGCUCCCAUGGAACUGAUCUAGGCCACUUUGCUCUUCCGGCCAUGCUGCUGCUGAGAAGUAAACCAUGGCUUGGUUUAGUGCAUCAUCCGAACCUGAGCUCAUGCUUUGUCCUCACAGCAGCAGGACUGGAGGAGGAACAAAGUGGGAGCAUUCUUCUCUCUGGGAGUCCACACACUCACAUGUUCAUGUCAAGCCAUGGUUUGGCUUAACAUUACAUGCAAGCCAGGUCACAGAUCUGGAAGUAUGCAUGUGUCUGAAGUAUUUGCUGCUGUAGCAUUUGAGAAGUUCCCCUGGGUAAGCUGGAAAUCAAGUGUGAGGCAAGGAUUUCCCCCUCUUAACUUCUGAAUCAUCACUGUGGGGUGCCUUAAUUAUCACUUCUGCAACAGAAGUGGUGCAGAUUGCAUCUCUCAGGGCUAACAUGCUUGUGCUGUAUUGAGAGAAAUCUGAACACUUGCUGGUUACUUUUCAUGCUUUAACACAAGCUCUUGAUCUUAAUGAAUACAAGAUUGGAAUAUGUAAGUGAAUCUGGGUUUAUUUAUUUUUUUAGGAUUCCCAGGGUCUUCGGGCUGAGAGCAGAGGCCUCAGUGCAAGCAGUGUGGAUCUCCCUUCUCACACCUCCUUGGUCACCUCUAACUGA
Podarcis lilfordi (Lilford's wall lizard) is the source of this 33971-nucleotide messenger RNA. NCBI's taxonomy places the organism in Eukaryota, Metazoa, Chordata, Lepidosauria, Squamata, Lacertidae. The record is from the annotation of a GenBank genome assembly.